AUGGAGGACGGCAUCCAACAACUGGGACACUGCAUGGUUGACAUGAAGGAGCUGAGUGCCAACCCUGAAGGACUGACCGCUGCCGGUGUUAUUCUAACACCCAAGCUGCCUCAAGUGGACUUCAGCCUCGCCUGUAAUGAUCUGGAGGCCUCAGGCAGAGACAGGAAGCCCAAUGCUUUGGUCCAGGUGGCUGUCAUAGAUCCCCACAAGCAGCACCUCAUCUCUCAUGCCUGUACAGAGAUAGUGGAGGCGAACAAAGACCCGCUGUUUCUGACGGGGAUGACCUUCCCUUCAGAGUAUCCUGCCAGCCCGGAGACACUAGUCAAGCUGAGUGUGUAUGAUGCAAAGGACAAGAGCCAGGAAUCAAGCAGCUUCCUGGGUAGUGCCACAUUUUCAGUAGGCGAUUUGCUGAGGGCUAAAGAUGAACGCCUGGCCUUGAGUCUCAGGUCAUCUGAUGGUGUGUGCACAGCGGGAACUGUGGUGGUGAGUCGUCUGAAGAUGGGGGAGAUGGAGGAGGUUGACAUAGACCACAUCACCACCGACAUACCGUCACAGAAGUGUCCCUUGGUUUGUGACUCUGCGUCCCAUGCCUGCAUCGACAGAGAAAACAACCCUCUGACAGGACCAGUGUUCAAGAACCCAGUAAGCAAGGUGUACAGAUUUCAAACUAUGGACAGCAAAUGGAUGCUCGUGCGGGAACAAAUGGAGGAGUGCACGUUGUCCUUUAGCAUCCCCAAACAACUGCUCUCACUGUAUAUCCAGGAGGACAUGAGCAGGGUGCAGGACCUGAGGGAGCUGGGGGAGCUUUCUCCACACUGGGACAACUUAAGAAAAGAGGUGAUCACACGAUAUGGAGGAAUCAUCAGCUCCUACCAGGAGACUUUGGCAGAACUGGACAAGAUUACUGGUUGCUCAUUCAAGCCAAGCUGCUGCAAAGCCCAGAAAUCUCUGGAGUUCAUCCCGAUAAACUUACACACCCAGAGGAUGAGGGUGACGUGUCCCAGAAAAACAGAUGCAUUCUAUGACAUUGUGACUGUCGGUGCCCCUGCAGCCCACUUCCAGGGCUUCAAGUGUGGUGGUCUGCAGCGUCUCCUUAGCAGAUAUGAAGCAGAGAAAAAGAGCUUCAGCACUGCCUACCAGUGUAUCUACUACUCUCCAGAGCACACAGCCAAAGCUCAGGAGGUACUCAGCACCAUGAGCCUCCUCCAGCCUCUCAUCACAAGUUUAGCGGACCAGCUCCUCCAGGCUGCCCAGGAGCACUCUUCCUCUGGACUGAGGGAUGCACUCAAGAACCUUUCUGACAAGACAGAACAAUUUGUUCACACACUUAAGGAUGAAUUGGUCAAGAGUGCACUACUAGCACUGCACGCAGCGCGCCCUGGGUACGUUUCCAAGAACCACACGCAAACCCCGGUGCAUCAAGGCUACAUCCACCAGAGUAGCGAACAGAGUCAGAGUCCAGUCCAGGGACUUCCAGGCCACAGUCCGGCUAUGUCAAUCACUGAGAGCACAGCAGUGUGUAAUAAUGUGGAAGGAUCGCAAACCAUGACAAGAGGAGAAGGUGGGCUUGUGAAGCACCAAGAGUCCAUACCGCACCAUAAAGAGUACGACGAGGAGGAAUGGGACAGGGUGUGGGCAAACGUGGCCAAAUGUCUCAACUGUGUAAUCGCCAUGGUGGAUAAAAUCCAGGAAGAAGACAACAACAAGCAAGAGCCAGUCACUGAGCAGCAGCUAGCUGAUGUCAUCACCUCACACAACCCCGGCGACUGGAGGGAGCAGCUGAAUCCUCUGGUGACCAGGUUAAAGGAGUGUGUAAUGGAGGUGGUGGAGAAGGCUAAGAGAGCCAUGACCUUUGUGCUCCUGCAGGAGGCAGCCUGCAGCAUUCCACAGGGCUUCCUCCUCCAACAGAGGCGAGAGGUGGUCUUCAGUCAGGCACUGGCAGCCUUAGCCUGUGGUUUUGUCAUGAGGCUGUAUGCAGGGAUGCAGGACAAAGGCUUCCUGAGACAGCUUCACCUGGUUGGCCUGGUGGCACAGUUUGAGAGCCUGCUCAGCACCUACAGUGACGAGAUUGGGAUGCUGGAGGACAUGGAGGUUGGAAUCUCAGACCUGCAGAGAGUCGUGUUCCAGAUUACAGAGGCCAAAUCAGAUGACCUCAAUGACCUUCAGCCUUUAGUGUGUGGCCGACGAGACCACUUCACUGUAGAAGUGCCAUUACCACGACUGGUUUUCCAGACCUUGCCAGAAGAGAUUAAAGAUGGAAAGCCUCUACGAGUAUUCCCUGUGCUGUUUAACGUGGGCAUCAAUGAACAGCAAACUAUAGCAGAGAGGUUUGGAGAUAUCUCUCUACAAGAAAGAAUAAACCAGAAGAACUUUGAGAUGUUAGAAGCCUACUACAAAUCGUUAAGUGAAAAGGUGCCACUAGAAUGUCUACCAUGUUUUCAGACACAGACUGACAUAAAGGAAUUACUUGAAACCCUGGGCCAGAAUGUAGUUACAAAGAAGAGAAAAAAUGUGGAGAUACUAUGGAUUGCUGGAACGAUCUGCCGAAGGUUAAAUGGCAUCAGGUUUACCAGCUGUAAAAGUGCCAAAGACCGGACAUCCAUGUCUGUCACAUUAGAGCAGUGUGCCCUCCUACGUGAUGAACACCAGCUCAACAAGGAUUUCUUCAUCCGUGCUCUGGACUGUAUGCGAAGUCGGCUGACCCAGGGAGACAUUGGGCAGUGGGAGGACCCUGAGGCUGGCGCCGUAACAGAGAACAAACCAGCGUCCCGACACUUUUACCCCAUUGCCCUGCUGCUCGUUAGCUCCCACUUACUGGUUGUGUGGCUCAUUUUAAGUCUUGUUUUUCUGCUUGCAAAAUAUCAAUAAAUUGCUGACAAUGCCA
Messenger RNA from Micropterus salmoides (largemouth bass), 2884 nucleotides. It is a transcript of the gene inpp4b, whose product is annotated as inositol polyphosphate-4-phosphatase type II B. The record is from RefSeq and is a predicted model, not a curated record. Gene Ontology annotation, molecular function: phosphatidylinositol-3,4-bisphosphate 4-phosphatase activity. Lineage: Eukaryota; Metazoa; Chordata; Actinopteri; Centrarchiformes; Centrarchidae. Gene Ontology annotation, cellular component: cytoplasm.